Lates calcarifer (barramundi perch) is the source of this 4025-nucleotide messenger RNA. Its product is annotated as retinal guanylyl cyclase 2. Gene Ontology annotation, molecular function: protein kinase activity; guanylate cyclase activity; peptide receptor activity. The coding region runs from base 268 to 3441 and encodes 1057 amino acids. Gene Ontology annotation, biological process: cGMP biosynthetic process; receptor guanylyl cyclase signaling pathway; intracellular signal transduction. The transcript has 24 exons. The record is from RefSeq and is a predicted model, not a curated record. NCBI's taxonomy places the organism in Eukaryota, Metazoa, Chordata, Actinopteri, Centropomidae.
ACACACACACACACACACACACACAGGAAGUCAUCCUCUCAUUACAGACUCUAAUCUGAAGCCAAAGUUUUUCCUGAACCUCAAACAAGAUUAAACUAACCCCCCCCACACACACACUGAGUGUGUAUGUCUCUCUCUCUCUCUCCCUCGUUCGACCUGACAUCAGCACUUUCUCUCCGUUCGUCAGGUUCAGGAUUUUCUUCUUGUUUCAACUGAAGCUGAAGUUUUUUCUUCGACAGAUGAAUCUUUGAGUCAAAGGUCGUCAGGAUGCAGAUCCUCCAGUUGCUGCUGUUGCUCUGUCUGUGGUUCAUAUUUGUGACGGAUGUUUGGUCUGCGACCUUCAAACUGGCUCUGAUUGGUCCGUGGUCAUGUGACCCCAUGUUCUCCCGGGCGAUGCCAACGGCAGCAGCCAACCUGGCGUUGUCACGGUUACGGAGCGACGGCAGUCUGAGCAGAGGAUAUUGGUACGAUGUGAAACUGCUGGACGAGGACUGCUCCGUCUCCAAAGCUCUGACAGAACUUGGGGAGAUGGAGGGUUAUGGCCACGCCUACAUUGGACCCUUUAACCCCGCCCUCUGUCACGCCGCCUCCUUACUGACUCAGCACUGGGAGGCGGGACUCGCCUCUCCGGGCUGUCUGGACUCUGAUUGGGCGAACCUGCCGCCCAUCACUCCUCCCAGCAGAGUCCUGUUCACCGUGCUCAGGUUCUUCCGCUGGGCGCAUGUCGGCAUCAUCUCAGCUCCGUCCAACCUAUGGGAGAGCACUGGACAGGAAGUGGCCUCGGUGCUGCGGUCUUUGGGCCUGCUGAUUGGUCCGGUGGUUACCAUGGAAACAAAAAACAAUGGUGGAGCUCGGGAGGCACUGAGAACGAUCAAAGACGCCGAUAAGGUCAAAGUCGUCAUCAUGUGUAUGAGCUCCGUUCUGAUUGGUGGAGAGGAUCAGAGAGAGCUCCUAUUGGCUGCUCUGGAGAUGGGGAUGGUUUCUGAUGGUUACAUCUUUAUACCGUACGACGCCCUGCUGUACGCCAUGCCGUAUCAGGACACAGUGUUUCCUCAGCUGACCAACAGCACGCAGCUUCGUCACGCCUACAGCUCUGUCCUGACCGUUACCAUGGCGUCCGACCAGAGUUUCUACGAAGCUUUUCAUCAGGCUCAGAUGAGCCGAGAGAUCCGGUCUGUGGUCUCCGCCAUGGAGGUGUCUCCAGUCUUUGGCACCAUUUUUAACAUGGUGUACUUCGUUGCUAAGGCGGUGGAGGAGCGUCGUCAGGCAGGGGGCGGGCACUGGGUGACGGGGAACCGGCUCGUCCAAUCAGAUGGAGGCUUUGAUUUCCAGGGAUUCAAUCAGGUGUUGUACGGAGGUAGAGAGGGGCGUGGCCUUCAGUCCAGGUAUGUGGUUUUGGACAGCGACGGUGACCGACUCGUCCCGACUCACUCGCUCGCUCCGACGCACACGGACGGGAUGGUCGGAGGUCUGAGGCCGCUGAGCCGCUCCUUCAUCUUCCCCGGAGGAAAACCCCCCACAGACAGCUUCUGUUGGUUCAGUCCAGAGGAGGCCUGCAGCGGGGGAGUCGACACAGUCACCGUGUUCUUCAUCUUCCUCCUGCUCUGCGCUCUGAUUGGAGCAUUUUCCUACUGGAUCAGGAAGUACAAGAGAGCAGCAAACGUCACCAAACUGAUCCUGACUCUGGACGACAUCGUCUUCAUUGACACUCAAGUCAGCAGGAAGAAACUGAACGACGAGUCGAUCAUGAGGAGUCUCCUGGAAAUUAAAACUCCGUUUCGCUCGAUCGCUCGAAGUUACAUCCUGACGACACCUGAGAGCUCCAACAUAGGAAUACUGGAGGGUGACUGGGUUUGGCUGAAGAAGAUUCCUGUUGGAAAGACGAUGACGGCCGUGAAUCCAAACACCCAGAGUCUGUUCAGCCAGCUACGGGAGAUGAGACACGAGAACCUGAACCUGUACCUGGGUCUGUUCCUGGACUCUGGGAUCUUUGCUCUGGUGGUUGAACACUGUCCUCGAGGAAGUCUGUCCGACCUUUUGUCCGACAGCAACAUGAGGCUGGACUGGAUGUUCAAGUCCUCCUUACUCAUGGACCUCAUCAAGGGGAUGAAGUAUCUUCAUCUACGAGGUUUGAGUCACGGUCGACUGAAGUCGACAAACUGUUUAGUCGAUGGACGUUUUGUUCUGAAAAUCACUGACUAUGGUCUUCCCAUGAUCCUUCACUCUCAGAGCCUCAGUCUUCCUGACGACCCACAAGAGCUGCUGUGGACAGCUCCGGAGCUCUUGAGGAAUCCGGUUCGUGGAGGUUCGUUUGCUGGAGACGUUUUCAGUUUCUCCAUCAUCAUACAGGAAGUGAUCUCACGGACGCUGCCGUACGCCAUGAUGGACAUGCCGGCACACGAGAUCGUGGAGCGUCUGAAGCAGCCCCCUCCUCUCUGCAGACCGGUUGUGUCGGUGGACGAGGCUCCGGCCGAGUGUCUCAGUCUGAUGAACGAGUGUUGGAACGAGGACCCGAGUAAAAGGCCAAGUUUUGACGACGUGUUCAAACAGUUUCGGGGCAUCAACAGAGGGAAGAGGGCGAACAUCAUCGACUCGAUGCUGCGGAUGUUGGAGCAGUACAGUUCAAACCUGGAGGAUCUGAUCCGAGAACGAACGGACGAACUGGAGGUCGAGAGAAACAAGACGGAGAAACUGGUCGGACAGCUGCUUCCAAAGUCUGUGGCUCAGGCUCUGAAGAAAGGGAAACCGGUUCAACCUGAACAUUAUUCAGACUCCACUCUUUACUUCAGUGACAUCGUUGGAUUUACAACCAUCUCAGCGCUCAGUGAACCCAUCGAGGUGGUCGACCUGCUGAACGACCUCUACACCAUGUUUGAUGCCAUCAUUGCUUCUCAUGACGUCUACAAGGUAGAGACCAUCGGAGACGCCUACAUGGUGGCUUCAGGCGUCCCCAACAGGAAUGGGACUCGACACGCAGCUGAAGUUGCCAACAUGUCUCUGGACAUCCUGCACUCGAUCGGAGCCUUUAAGAUCAAACACAUGCCUGAGAUCAAAGUCAAGAUCCGCAUCGGACUGCACUCAGGUCCGGUUGUAGCAGGUGUGGUCGGCCUCACGAUGCCCAGGUAUUGUCUGUUUGGAGACACGGUGACGACAGCGUCGCACAUGGAAGCUACAGGACUGCCCUACAGAAUCCACAUCAGUCUGAGCACAGUGAAGGUCCUGACCAGUCUCAAACUGGGAUACCACUUUGACACCAGGAAGGCACAGGUGAAGGGUUCAGAGGACACGUACUGGCUGAUCGGUCGAGAUGGAUUCACCAAACGUCUUCCUGUUCCUCCAGACCUCACUGGAGGGGCCAGUAACCAUGGGAUCAGUCUGGAUGAGAUUCCAGUUGAGAGACGACAAAAAUUUCUGGAUCGACAGAAGAAAACAAAGAAAUGAUGCCAACACACACACACACACACACACACACACACACACACACACACACAUGGACACACACACACUCUCCCUACCUCGAGGACUGUGCUUUAAGGACAUUUUAUCAGCUGCUGAAACAUUUUCAGUCAAAUCCAAAGAAAUUGAAUGUGGAGAAGAAGCUUCUUAAAUGCUGUGAAAUCUGAAUGGAGUUCUGAAUGGAGAACUGUAACAUCUGAGGACACUCAUCUCUGAUUGGUCACUGAUGCUGUCAUCAGACACACACAGACAUACACUGAGCUACUGAUCAAUAAUCAGUUGAUCAGUUUUCCUCUCUGUGGUUAUAAAAUAUCCAAACUUCAGUCUCAUGUUUUUCUUUGUGAAGACAGAGCUCAGAGUGAUGACGUUUAAAUCAAUGAUCUGAGUUUAGUUCUACAGUUAUUAUUGAUCCAAUAAAUAAAGUUUAAGAUAAUGUGAGAUGUUAGGAUCCAGGAGAAACUAAUAUUUCUGUCUCUGUUAAAUUAAAACCAGAUUUAUUGAUUCAUUAUUAAUGUUGUUGUUGAAGCUUCGUGUUUCUGUCACAUUACAUAUAAAAUGAAUGAAAUGUU